Branchiostoma belcheri (Belcher's lancelet) is the source of this 2995-nucleotide messenger RNA. Its product is annotated as T-box-containing protein TBX6L-like. Gene Ontology annotation, biological process: positive regulation of DNA-templated transcription; cell fate specification; regulation of transcription by RNA polymerase II. Lineage: Eukaryota; Metazoa; Chordata; Leptocardii; Amphioxiformes; Branchiostomatidae. The coding region runs from base 108 to 1898 and encodes 596 amino acids. The transcript has 8 exons. Gene Ontology annotation, cellular component: nucleus. Gene Ontology annotation, molecular function: DNA-binding transcription factor activity, RNA polymerase II-specific; RNA polymerase II cis-regulatory region sequence-specific DNA binding. The record is from RefSeq and is a predicted model, not a curated record.
UUAUUAGCAUAAUAGAUGUUUAAUUGAGGCUGGCCGCGCUGUGAGGAGGUUAGUAGUAGUGUUGUACUCAGACGAGAGAGCAGUCAGUCGAACAGCUCCGAUAGAAAAUGAUGUACGAAUCCGAGGACGUGUUGACUCAGAGAGCGCGAGCUUUCUCGAUCAACAACAUGCUGACCGGGUCCCCGCAUGCCGCGUUCCCGUUCCCGAGCUUCCCGAUGACUCAGGCCGCGCCCGCCCCGCCACCGGACCCGUGCGCCUUCUCAGACCGCUUCGCGACGGACUUCCACAUGACAGCGGACCACAAGACGCAGCGCCUCGGGCUGGGGCACCUCCCCGCCCCGCAGAACUUCCCCCCGCCCUCCGCUCUCAAGGACAUGAAAGUCACCCUCGAACAGAAGGACCUCUGGGACAGCUUCCACGACAUCGGCACAGAAAUGAUCAUCACCAAAGCCGGGAGACGAAUGUUCCCGACCUACAAGGCGUCCAUCUCCGGACUGGACCCGAACGCCAAGUACAUUCUUCUCAUGGACAUCGUACCCAUGGACGACAACCGCUACAAGUAUCACAACUCCGAAUGGGUGGUAAGCGGUAAAGCGGAGCCCCUGAUGCCGGGUAGACUGUACAUCCACCCCGAUAGUCCCGCUACAGGCACGCAGUGGAUGAAACAGUCAGUUACCUUCCACAAACUCAAACUUACCAACAACGCCAUGGACCAGCAAGGGCAUAUCAUCCUGAACUCGAUGCAUAAGUACCAGCCCCGUCUGCACAUCGUCCAGGCGAACGACGUGUACAGUCUCCGCUGGAACUCCUUCAGUACCUUCGCCUUCCCCGAGACCAGCUUCAUCGCCGUCACGGCUUAUCAGAACGAGAAGAUCACACAACUGAAGAUCGACAACAAUCCAUUCGCCAAGGGAUUCCGUGACAAUGGAGGAAACCGAAGGGAGCGAGCCAUCCUGGGUACCAAGCGGAGCGCGGAAGCAGCGGGAGACCGCAGUGACUCAGGAGUCAGCAACAAGCGGCCGUGUAACGGAGGGGAAGCCGAGCGGAACAGGCCCCCGAGCCGGGACUGCAGCGUCGUCGGGGAGGAGAGCGAGGUGCCCAGAGGACCGUCCCAGUACAACCCGCCUGCCCAGUCCGACGACCUCAACCCGUGCGGCAACCCUCUCACCAUCGUCACCGACGACAUCACGACCGACUUCGCCAAGGAGAGAUCCCCGGGUCUACCACACGCCCUAGGCGGGCAGGGUAGCGCUCAGCUCCCGACGAGAGACCAGGCGAGCCUCGGUAGCUGCCAGGGCGACGACAUGAGAUGCCAGACACGCACAGCCUGUGCACAAGACCCGCGCGACCUGCUCGCCUCUCCCGACACCACCGACUACCAGCAGUAUCACCCCGGCGGGUACAACAGCCAGACCGCGGGAGACCCUACCGACAACACCGGCGUGUCGCUCGGGUACGGUACCGGCCCCUCCUUCCAAGAACUCUCGGUACAAACCGACCUGGGUACUGCGGACAUGUGUAAGAACGACACCGUCGGGCUCAACCCUCCCGGUACGGCCGUCCUGCCGUCCUACCCCGCCGUCAGCUCCUUCCACACCGGCCUGCCCGUCUCCAACGCCCCCCUGUACGCCAGCGGCGGCACCCCUCCCCAGAGAUCGUACGACGUCUACCCGACAGGUCUCUUCGCGGCCCCGACAGCUUACGAACCUCUGGACUACGCCACGACGUGUAAGAUGGCGGGGUUCUCGCGGAUGCAGAUGAGCGUGGCGCCCGCGCCGCACCUCAGCCACUUCCCGACGUCUUCUGCCACCACCAUGCCGGUCAACUUCCACGGGAUGUUCAACACCCACCCCAUGCCUGCAGCCUACCCUGGACAUGCGGGCAAGUUCGCAGCAUAGAGACAUUCAUUCCCCCAAACUAGAUAUAAAACCACUAUAUGACUGUAGGUGUAGCUUUGGUCCUGUACACAACAUAAGCUCAAAAUAUGCUGAAAUUAUCCAUUGUUUCUGACCGAAAAUUAUGUGAAACAAGUUUCUUGACUCCGUACCAUCUAAAUUGAAAGUUAUACUUCACAAAUGAUAACCUAGACGCCCGCCAAAUCCAUGCGAAAAGAUGGCUUCAGUAUAAUUAUGCGACGACCUCUAAAGAAGAGAGAAAUACUAAAAGCUAUGACAUGGUGUUAUUAUCCGGGUCAAACGACAAGCGUUUUCAAUCAACGUGUCAAAGAGGAUAUCUAUAAAAACACCAGACAUGUUCCACCGUUUGUCAAACAAACUAUAAACGUUUUAUUUAGUCUGUGGAUGAAUAGAUGACACUUCAUAACUCCAGAAACAUACGAAGAGAAAAUAUGUGUAUUUAAGCGUUUCUUUGACAUGUACUUAAGAUCUCUGACAAGAAAAGUGUACAUAUUUACUUCUUUCAAAAGCCUCAAGGCUUUUUGUGUUUUGACCACUUAGGCGAGACCCCCUGAGAAAGAAAGCUACGGGUUCGACAAUUAUCGUGUCUGAUAGUUGAAAAGCUACCUCGUAAAUUAUGUUGCUGUGUGAGUGGGUAGAUAUACCUGUAAACAAUGUGUGCCUGUAUAACUGUUAUAUUGCUGUGUAUCGUUCGACAAGACUUCUGUAUAUAUUGAAAAGAAAGAUAUUGGAGAUAUGUAUUGUGUGUAUGACUAUGAACGCUUUUUGAGCGAUUCUUUUGUUUGUUUUUGUUUUUUUUUGUUCUUUUUAUGACUUUCUUUGCACUGAAAGAAUUACUCAGGUGAAGGAUAUGUAUGCACAACAGAGAAUAGAAUACUAGUAGUGUUUAUGUUUGUUUAUUUAUGUUGUUGUUUACCUUUGUUGACUAUUGUAUACGCAAGAGAGGCAUCGCAUUGUACAGGGAUUGUUGUGUUGUUUCUUUUGACCAUGUACUUUGCGAGAUUUAUAUUUAUUUUUGUACAAGUUUGUUGUAUCUUUGCUUGGAUGAUGAUAAUAUAUGUUAUUGUGGUGAGAAAAGA